CUCAAACAAUUUGUCACGAUUCACACCAUAUGCUUUGCAGUCGUCACGUUUCAUAUAUUCUGAUAUAUUCAACCUGAUAUCUUGUAUACUCGACCUUUUUAUAUGCCAAUUUGCUGUGAGCACAUUAUUACGUGGGAAUGAUUGGUUGUUCUCCUUGUUGGCUACAAAGCAUUACGUUUUAGCACGGUUGCGGAAGUUUCUUGGUUUAGGCCCAUAUCAACGUUGUGUGGCUGACGAUCCUUCGUUGAUUAGAAUUUAAUGAAUAUCUAGUUUGCCUGGACAGAUAACGGAUCAUCAGAAACACGUUUCACGCGCCAGUCUCAAGGUAGGUUUAACACAAGCCAGUGAUACAAAUAUAAAAUAAUUGAUUCAAAUAUAAAAUGAGGUUUUAUCCCGCGCAUUUAUUCUGGCUUUAAAUCAAAAUAACUAAGCCUUAUCGCGCUAGAGGUACGCCUCGGGUAUGUCUGCCAUUGCAAUUUCAGGUUUUGUUGAAUGUUUAUGAAGAAUACGGACAAUUGGCGAUGCUGAAAGAUCAGUGUUUCAGAUAGUGACAUUGGCCACGUAUCAAAUCGGCCCAAUAAACCGUGAUGUAUAUCACGCGUAUUUCCAGUUAUUUAGUCAAAAUGUAAAUCGACUUCAGUGGUCAGUAUGAACCGAUUGGUUUUCAUCAUCACCUUAUUUGUAUGUUAGCUACGUAUUUUAUUGAUUAAAAUUUCAAAAUUGUACAACUUAGGCUUGGUUCGAAAAGCAUGAAUCAGCCGACGAUUCUAUAAGCAGUUAAAUUUAAAGUAAACGCCGGAAAAUAAAAAAUCUUUAGAAUCAAGAUAUGGACUAAAAGUAAAACAUCCGAUGUUGUGACAAGGUCUGGUGUUGAUUCUGUAGUAGGAUUUAAAAGAUUUAAUUCUGUAAUUAGUCCUAUUGAACGUUGCCGAACCUAAAAACGAUUGCUCCUACAUUAUUACAUAACUAAAAUUGUAUAUUUCUGUGCUUUUGCUCAGGUUUAGCUCGGAAACUCGCGUCGAAAAUUUAACCAAUACUACAUCGGGUUGAUUACCUAUAUACUAUAAUUAAAAGAUUCAGUUUAAUUAAGGUGGCGCCAGCUUGCGAUUUAAUUAGCCAUAUUAUAUACACUACAACAAAAUUUAAAUUGGCACGAAAAUGGUUUCAGAAUUGAGCCGAAAUUAAGUGCUUUGAGCCUUCGGUUAUAUAAUCAGAACAGGGCAACAACAAUGAAAAUCGUUUCCACAGCAAUUAAUUUGACAAGAAUGGUAAUUUUUAUAGAUAUUGGUUAUUGUUUAGAUAUUGGUUAUUGUUUAGAUUACAGAUUUACAAAAUCAACCGUAUGUCAACCACAAGUCUUCUGUUGUUGCGAGGGCAGAAUCCUGGAAUUAUUAGGCGAGUAAAAUCGUUGAACGUUCGCCAAAGUAAAACACUGAAAGAGCAUUUCCAGCCAUUUCCUACAAUAAUUUUGUUUAUGAUGAUAAUAUGAGUCGCCUAAUGAUAUAUAUAGGCAGAUAUAUAGUGACAUGUCCGAAUUGAAAUAUAGUACAGAUUCGUGUGGUUGAUUAUAAUAUCACCCCCAACACCUCUGCAUGACUGAAGAAAAAACAAUUAAACUCACAAAUUUAAUUGUACGUAACAAUGGUAUAAAGUUUGAACUGUUCCUCUGCUCUGAAAAAUCUCACGUACGUAUACUUACCUAUCCUAUCAUAUAGCUAUUUUUGCUUUUAUACUUAAAAAUAUACAUUCCGAACUUGGAAGGGCAUGCACAACACUGUAUUUGGUCCCAAAAGGUCAGAUUAGAGAAACGUAGCAGUAAAAAUUGAAAACCCAGAAAAAAUCAGAAGCAAAUAGGUGGUCGUCUGCAAGAGUUCCCUGUGCUUUGGAGAUACAUGAGUAAGACGCAAUUUAUGCAGAUGAUGCAUACCUUGUUGAAUGAUUAUGAUGGUUCAUAAUGUUUGAACUUCAAUAAGCUAGUAAAUAAAUCUUCAAUAAUAGCUAGCAACCUUUCUAUUUACUUUAGUGAACCAACUUCCCAAACAAACCACAAAAAUGUAUGUUUAUAGACACACAAGUCAUUGUCGUAACAAUUAUUUGGGGGUUCAGUCAAUUCUCUCCUAUCGCAUUCCAGAUAAAAGGUGGCGAAUUGGAAAGAUGCGAGUCCGACUGUUAUCAAAUAUGGGGAGGAGAUGUGGGAUCCACUCCCAGAAGGCAGAAUAUUUUUGUAUUUUUAAGCCUCCUGGCUUAAUUUUCUGCAUUUUCAAAAAACUUAUAAAUAUGUCCAAUCUAUACUACAGACUGAGGUUUCAGUAUAAAGACAAGGCUUGGUUAUUGAGGGAAUAUAAAAACGCUCAUUUGAAGUCAGUCUUCUCUUUUUUUUCGUAUACUUUAGACAAAAGGGACUUUUACUGGAGGGCCAAUAUAGUUUACUGAAGGGGAGCAAGGUGGGGGGCUGGAGGGGCAUUGACCCCCCAGGUCCAGUAUAUACUGCAUGUUAAAACAGGCCCUGAUGAAAUAUGGUUAUACCUUGCAGUAUAUAGUCUGUACAGAAAUUAGAAACGUUUUGUCAAUUGAAAUUCGCGGACGCUCGCCGAUGGUGUUUAGUAUAUAAAUUAUAGCCUAUAUAGGACCGUCUGAAUGAGAUUAUCGCGUCAACUCUAUUAAAUACAAAAACUGGUAGCCUGCCUCUUUCCAUUCAAAAAUGGAUUCGUGCGCUGGGGGUCAGUUCUGCGUAUGUACAGUACGUUAAGUGCUGAAAACCUGUGUAACAAUUACAUGCCCACGUGCAUAUAGGCCAAUCGAUGAAGUCUGACUCGUCCCCAGUCGCUUACCCAACGCGCGCUGAAUCAUGAAUCAUUGAAUCAUUGCACUAUGAAUAAGCAAUGUUAGGGACUGUGGAAGAGUGAGCGAUGAAGUGGUAACGCCAUAAUCAGUUUGCGUAUUGUUAUCAGUGCUUAGUGCUAUCUGUGAUACGGCAUGCACCGCACUCUGCACUCACAUUCACAAUCAUUCUAUAUUUUUUUUUUUUAAUUUUGAAAUGGAGAAUAGCACAACAAUAAAUAAUCGUUUCGUAGCUUUGUUGCUGAUCACUGAUGAGGAAUCGCGAUUUUAUCACUAUAUAAGCUCCAUAAGACUUAAACAAGAAUGAGAGUUAGCAGUCACACAUAGUGUUACGGGGGACAUUUGAAGCUCUAGAUUAACAAAAUAAAGGUUUGGUGAGUGUUUCAACUAUGUUUAAACUUAAAUAAAAUACAUGAAUGAUAGUGUUGGAGAAGCAUUAGGAACAGCUAACCAAGUUCGCGUGACUGACAUCCUUGUUUGAUCUGGGCUUAAAUCUUAGUUAUCAGAAAAUCGCGGCGACUACUGAAACGAAAAACGAUUUUUUUACAUAACUAAUCGCGAGUUAUGGGGUUAGUUUUGAUUGGAUACUUCGACAACAACAAUAUUGCAGACUAAUUUCAUAUCAAGCAGAAAAUUAAACAGCUUGAACAAUUAAAAAUAUUUCUGAUUUAAAAAGCGUAAAACAUUCCUAUACUACAGUUAAGCAUUUUCCAUGUAUAUACUAACGGAAAAGUUUAAAUCUUUUUAAUAUUAGUACAAACAGAAAACUAUAUUCUGUGUUUUUAUUUAUUCAAUUAUUUCAUUUAAUAGUAAAAUUUAAUUGAUGAAUUUAAACUUUUCCGUCGAUCUCGAAUGACGACAGCUAGCUUUUUGUAUUGAACAAGCUUUCCUUGCCUUUGGACUGAAAAAUGAAAAUAUAUAUAAGGAGAAUUUCGACGUUUCGAGCGAAGGCCCUACGUUGGCGUUUCCAGUUCAUUCUUCUCGAUUGUCUAUGUUUUAUAAACACAUUCGGGUAUAAAUAACGCAUUCAUGAACAUGCAUGUGUAUUAUAAUGUUAUACACCGCAUUAUACUUUUACACAUGCAUGGCCAUGGCGAUUUGUCGAGCCAAAUUGCGAUGAACGUUAGUGAUAUUUGGGAAAUAUCAUGCAUGCGUUAUUGAACUGAAGUAACAUUUUGCAAAAGUUGAAAAUUGGCCCGACAAAUGAAAUUAUUUUAUUAUAAAUAAUAAAUAAGCUAUCGACCCUUGAGGCUAAAAAUUGGGGUGAACCGGACGUCAAGAUUAGGGUUAAAAAAUGAUGUCUCGAAAUUUGCAUUCGUAUGCCAUUAUGUACUCAUUCCGCAUGCCAUUCCCACGUACGGCCAUUCCGUCUUUUACACUCAGACACAAUAAAGCCAUUGGCAUUGAAGUAGGCUGUUAUUUAAUCAAGUUUGUUAUGGUCAACCUGAUCACAUCUUGAUUUUACUUUAUUUUCAUGUGAAAUAAAUUUCGAUUAGAUAUUUAAUAUUAUUGGCCCAAAUUAUACAUGCAUGCUUGGUCUUAUCUUUAAUAUCUUAUUGUUCAUAACUUCUGAGUUACCCUUGAACUUUUCCAUCCUUCACUUUAUUUCGUCUAAUUCAGUCGAUUAAUAAGAAAUUUAUUUUUCUACCAUAGGCAUAGCCCGUAACUAAAUACAGAUAACUUGGUAUGAUCGGCUUGAAAAUUCCUUCCCUUUUUCGUUUCAGCAACACAGUAGUGAGCUUAAAAUUAAGAUGCACCAAAUCUGCGACGCAGAAGCGACUGAGAAACAGCCGCUAAUAAUGGGAGACUAGUUUUACUUUGUUUUUCUCGUGUCCCUGGCCCAACCUCGUACCCAGGAUCUUUCAAAGGACAGAAGGAGAGACCCUGGGAACGAGGUUGUCCCUGGCCCUGUUUACCAACAACAAUCCAUAGUUUUUAUCCGUGAAGUGAAACUGUGAUAAUAGCGGCAGUUUUUGGUCAUGUCCGCGUCGUAGAUUUGGUGUAUUUUAAGCUCACAAAUAUCAAUAUAAUGAAUUCACCGCUUCGUUGCCCUUGAAUUGCGUCUAGUCAGGCUGCAGCCUCCCCCGCUUGCGGAAUUACGCAAUAUAUGGCCGGCGGGCAUGUGGGCGGUAGCGGGGUAUGGUAGUAGGACUCUCUUUCGCAGAGGCUUUUAAAGGAUCAAUUUAGGAAGAAUUUUGCGAUUGCCCUAGAGGGAAAAUAUGAAAGUAACUGCUAAAAUUCGGUGCAUCUUUUUUUACCUUCUAGCGCAAUUACGAAAUUCAUUCUAAACGAAUAUACCUUACUCUUUAGCGCUCGUUUUCGUGAGUGAGACAUUAAGCUUUCUAAUGUCACAUACGCCAAAACGAGGCUCUACAGGGUGUUAAUUUGAAUGCCUGAUUCCUAUACUGAACCCAUGAGUGUGUAAAAGUUUCUUAAACGUUUUUGGUAUCGCUCAACGUACUAAUAAUAUUUAAUAAUAACGCAGCGAGUAAAAUAGUAAAAACUCUUUGCUCUAGCUGUAUUCGUUGAACCAUUUUUAAUCGAACUGACGGGAUUAAUUUCUAAGUCGUUUUAAUUUAUCUACAAUUUAUGCAGUAUGAACAUGCUCGUGCGAUUACAAUGAUUCUAACUGACUCCCAGAGGUAUAAUGAAGUUUGGGUGUUUAUAACAAAAAGGUGAUUUCUAACUUGGUUUCCAUAUGGUCAUAAAAAUAGAGUCACGAUCUUUCUCAAUGGCCAGUUUAUAAUAAUUUAUUGUGCGUCAAGGGCCUUCGCUCGAAACGUCGAGUUUCUGCUUAUUUUUUUAAGGUAGUAAUAUAACCACUCAGCACAGCAUUUUCACAUUGGUACUACCUACACUGGUACAGACAGUUUUAGUAAAUAAUAAUUUAUACCUGUAAACCACAUAUAAAUCAUAAGUAUUCUCUAGUUUCGUAUCAUUCUGCGUAUUUUCAGUUCUAAAAUGUUGUAUUUCGGCUGAUGAGAAAGAUCGUGACUCAAUUUGUACGACGUACCAUAUGAAAACCAGACUUAUAGGUUCCCUUUUUUUGAGACACCCUGUAUAGCCAAAGCGACGUGCUUUCCGGAAGGGUGUUUAUUUUGCUGGCGCUCCCAAAUUCCUCAACUCUAUCAUGUCCUCAGGUCGGGCAAACAUCAGAACCGCGAUGAAAUCAUGGUUUGUCAAAACCAAACACGUUCCGCUAAAACUCAUAAUUGGCGACUGUAUGGCACAUCGAUUUGUAUCGGUAGAUAGGUAAACCGGUUAUGAAAACGGUACACUGUGUGCACAUCAAACUGUACAGUAUACUUUUGGAUCAGUUUUGAUUCAAACGUACAGGAUAUUCUGACAAUGCAUCUUAUUUAAAUUGUUGAACCAUGUGAUCACACGGUGAAUUCAGAUUGGUCAGGUCAGGAAUACGACACAAGUUCGUGUACCGUGCCAAAAUACAAGUACACUAUAUCGGAAAUUUCAGUACUAAACUGCUAAAUAUAUCAUACGAUAAUGUACAUUAUGCAUGCACUUGGUUGGGCGCGUGAAAAGCACUGUGUCUAAGCCGAUAUCGAACCUGUGUCGCAUAAUACGACAUGACUUGUCGCCUAUUUUGUGCCGUGUCGAACCUGAUCAAAACUUACCGAACUUAAUUGAUUUAGACGUCGCUCUUCUGUCGUACUUAAUCGUCAGUAUUGGUUCGGUGCAUGAAAAGUUCGCCGUCUAAACCAGGCCUUAGGAUUGAUGUCAUUGAUCUCGGGUUUGACCGAUAAGAGUCGGACAAAGAGACUUGUUUCAAGGCCCUCUCUCAAACGUGGCUCGGAUGGGAAGGCAGCUCGCUACACCUUUAGCUACACCCAGACUCCUAAUACUUCUAACCCCUCGAGAGACUUGAACAAGUCUAGCUCGUGGUGAAUUUUAUCGCUUUCUGUUCUACCUGGCUGUUCUAAAAUAUUUUAUAUUUAUUUGUUAGAAAAUUUGAUAAUGCCUAUAUAGACAAACAAAAUAAAUGUUAUUAGAGAAGCUUCAAGCACGGUCCACAGUGCGGAUAUUACGAGUUUUUUGCACUACGUAUAUAUACUGAAUUAAAUUAGCCGUAAAAUAAUGAUAAAAUAUGAUAUAAGGACAAAACUCUUUAUGUUCAGUCGUUGUGGUCGUUCUCAGUUCAUGCUAUUAGUUCCUUGCAGUACCUCGCAGCAAGCAUGGAUAAUGAUGAGACGUAAUGAUAAUGACCAAUCAACGAGGCACUAGCCUACGAGGAAACCGGAAGAAAAUGUGACGUCGGGAACAGUAAAACGAACCGAAGAGUGAAUAAUUUAUUUCCAAUUCUACGAAAUUAUAGUUCCUUACACUGCAGCUUACGCAGAACCUUCUUUGGCAUAUGAAAUCUAUCAUGGGAAAUUCUUUUUAAAUAUAUUGUAAUGCAAUAAUGCAGUAUCAUACGGGAUACGGUUAUUAGGUGGGGAGAUUCCGCCCAUGUCGCUUUCACUUUGAACUGCGGAAACCAGUAACAUUGACGCACAUAAGGCCUCAUUAGCAUGCAAAUGAACACGUUUAUAUAUAAUUCUUUCCCAGAUUAUUAAUUUAAAAUUUGCUAUGUGGUUUGCUCCUAACGUGUUGACAAAUGUUAUUAGAGACACGUUAUAACAAACCGCAAAAGACCUGUAACUAUUUCUCAAAACUUACAUUAUUAUGCAGAAAUCUGAUUGGCUGAAUGCAGUCACGUGCUGUGAAAAGCAUUAGAACACGGAAGAGCAAAGGAUGCAGCAUCGUUAUGGCGAGUCAAGUUCCUUUAAACUCGGGCAGAACAACCGGCUUUUUGGCGAAAUUACAAGACGCUAUCGAGAAAGCUGUAACGCAAAAGAUUCAGGUUGAUAGAAAAACCAUCGACAAAGCAUGGAAGUUAAUGGAAAAGGUGAUAAAAUACUGUCAACAUUCGCGGAUGCAUUUAAAGAACAGUCCCCCAUACAUUUUGGAUAUUCUACCAGACACCUACCAUACUCUUCAAGUUAUCAUGGGAAAAUACGAAGACAAGAUGCAUAUACUCAUCGAGAAUGAAUACUUCAAAAUAUUUCUUGAUAAUCUUAUGAGGAAGCUGAAACAGGCGAUUCGGUUAUUCAAAGAAGGCAAGGAACAAAUGUUUAUAGAGGACUCACGUUAUCGGAGAGGUCUGACCAAACUGAGUUUGAUUUUCAAUCAUAUGCUUGCCGAAUUGAAGGGGAUAUUUCCAAAUGGAUGUUACAUUGGCGACUCAUUUCGAAUAACCAAAUCCGAUGCGGCUGAAUUCUGGAGAAAUUCAUUUGGAACGAGGUAUUUUAUAACAAUUAAGACUAACUUAUCUAUGACAUAAUUUCCAUAUUUUUUUCAACACCGUGUCUUUCAUGUCAUUUUAAAGGAUUUAAUUUCAUUUGUUUUGAAAUACGUGUGUAUUCAGUAUUCCAGUUGUCAAUAGGCAAAAACUCAUAGGCAUAUAGUUUCCUUACAGUAAGAAGUGAAGUCUAAAGCCAUUAUGGAAACACCUGUUGUAUAUAAUUUGUGUGUAGAAUAUUUCAAACUAAAAACACCAGUCAUCUGAUAACAAAACACUUCAGGCUGGAUCUUCUCAUCUUGAAAUAUUAUCGUGCGACUUCUAGCUAGCUUUCGAACUUAUAACUAACCAUUUAUCUUUGUGAUUUUAAACGGCAAAGGAAGUUUUAUGUCGCACAAUUUCUCAUUAUUUGUUACAAAUUGUUUAUAAGAUGAAUUUAAAUGAUUUUCAUUAUAUUAGUUAAUGGAAAUUUGCAUAGUUUGUCGUGUGUCAGUCUGGGACACUCAACAAAAUAACAGCUUUGUGUGAAUCACUCACUAUUGUAUAUUUCUAUCUCUUCGUAUUGGAACCAAAAUUAUUGAAUGAAUCAGAAUAUAUACAGACCCUGGGAUUUGACUGGUGCUAGGAUUUUAAAUAAGAGGUUACAAAACCGAAUGCCAAGUUUAUUGUCAUCCCCUGCGACAAAUUCCUGUGAGGUAGUCAGACCCCAGUCCUUGGCUUAAACCCAGAUCAAUGAGAGUUGGCAAUCACACGAUCUUGGUUCGGCUGUUCUUAAUAAUCUUUCUCAACACUAUUAUUUUAUUUAAGUUAAAACAUAGUUGGAGCGCUCAUUAAACCUUUAAUUUGUUAAUCUAGAACUUGAAAUGCCCCCUGUAACAAUUUGUGACUCUCAUUCUUGUUUCUCAGGGGCUUUGCAGUUUCAUUAAUAGAAGUGUUCCUAAAAUGUUCUUCUACUAAUUAAUUUGUUCACAUGAACCAAUUCAUUUUAUCAGUUAUUUAAAAAUGUAAUAACUCCCCAUGUAAUUCACUUCCUGUUGAAUGCACUAAUCACCUUUGGUUUUGGUGAUACUGACCAAUCAUAAAAGAGACCAGAAAUGAUCAAAUACAUGAAGUUGCAGAUAAUUGGUCAAAAUGUCUCAAAUGAAUUGGUUCAUGUGAGAAAGUGAAUUGGUAGAAUAUUUUAGGAACACUUCCAUCACCACCACAACUAGAUAUAUCAUUUUACAGCAGUUUGAGAUACAAUUACAACAAUCCAACAAACAUGUCCCAAACAAUUUUUAACCCAUUGAGCUGCAAUGCGCCCUACUUAUUUUUUUACUUGUCUAACACCAGACGAUUUUGCUCGUCAACUGUAAAUGAUUUUACUUGUUUCACUAAAAAUUAAUGGCAUUUAUUUAAUUCAACGUUAUUACUAUACAUAACCCCCUGACUAGUAAAAUCAAUAGCAAAGUAGCACACAUUAGGGCGCAAUGCAACUUAAUGGGUUAUAACUACAGUAGACACAUGGGUAUAUUGUCUGGUUAACCCAUUGAGUGCCAGUGCUCUCCCAGGCUGGCUAGAUAAAACUGCCUGGUGUCACACUACACAACAAUAACGAUACGAUAAAUUAUAAACGUGAUAAUUGGCAAAAAAAUUGUGUUAGUGUCCACAUUACAACAAAAAUGAUAAAAUUAUCGUUUGACAAUAAUGAUAACGAUUUUAAAAUCGCUCACCCAGGCGAUUUUAUUCAGUCGGGCGAUAAAGAUAAAUUUUUGACAAAUCAGCACACGUAUACAAGUUAUAUCAUUAUUGCUGUGCAGUGUGACCUGGGCUUUAGACAGUAAAUAACAAAUAUUGGCGUACCUGGAGCCGGUACGUAAGUAUGCGAAUUAUCGCACCCACAUUAUUUGCUCUGCCUAAUGCCAGAUGAUUUUACUUGUCAAGUGGAGAACACUACCACUCAUUUGGGUUAAUCAGACUAUUUGCCCAUCCACCCCCGGUAAGUGGCAAUGCAGCCUGAUGCACGACAAUUUUACUUUGCCUAACACCAGACGAUUUCACCCAUCAAGGGGCUACUCAUUGGGUUAAUAGUAAGUUUAUAAUACCAGUAAUAAGUUUAUAUUUUCCUGUUAUUCUCAUUAUUCUUCUAUCAAAUUUCUUAGGUCAAUUGUUCCAUGGAAAUUGUUUCGCCAGCAUUUUCAUGCUGUCCAAGAAAUCUCAACUGGCUUGGAAGCCAUUGCUCUAAAAUCAACCAUAGACUUAACAUGUGAUAGUCAUAUUUCGAUCUUUGAGUUUGAUGUCUUUGUGAGGUUAUUUCAACCUUGGGGCAGAAUUCUUAGGAACUGGAAUUUAUUGGCUGUAACCCAUCCAGGGUAUUGUGCAUUCUUGACGUAUGAUGAAGUGAAAGCAAGGCUUGAGAAGUUUAUUGACUUGCCCGGAAGGUAAUUAAUAUAUUCCAAAAUGUUUCUUUCUUUCUGGAUUCGGCUUAGGGUUCGGUUUUUAUUAAAUACCCCUGGCCUGGGCAGAUCUAGCCUCAUCUGCAAGGAGGGGUGCAGGUUUUCCAUGGGGUGGUGCAUCAGGGAAUCUUACUGCCCAUUCUCCUCUGCAGUCUGAGAUUGCUGAAUCUGCAUGUUUGCCAUUCUGUUAUGUUUUACAUUAUCUUUUGUUUAUUAUGUAUGCAUGACUGGGUAGUUGCUGUAGCACAGUACAGGAAAUUUGCUUGUUUGCUGUAUGUUUGAAAAUAUGGUUGUAUAACAACAUCAACAUGUUUACAUAUUUAACCAUGGUAUUGAACUGAUAAAAGCAUUCUGAGUAUUUUCUUGUGAGCUCACAAAUCAAAUAAAUUGGUUCAAAAAAUCGACAUGCGCUAACAGUAGGAGUUCCACUAAUCACUAUUCGAAAAGGCAGAAAAUGUAUGGUCAAGCAGAUUUUUUCAAGGUGGUGCUGGACUUCUCUAGAUGGUGCUAGAUACCACUAGGUUGGCGUGCAUACCCCCGAAACUCCACGGUAGAUUCACCCCUCCUGGAAACCUCCUGAAAAUGGCAAAACCUGUUAUUAUAGUAAAUACUAUUUCAUCAAGCUUGAUAUUUGUUUCUUUGUGCUUCCUUAAGCAUAAAUAUCAAUAUUUGUUCAACUGAGAAAGCUUGUCCUAUAGUAAGAUUGCAUUGUCUAGCCAGAGAAGCCAUGCCAUCAAACUAAGGAUAUUGGAUGUAGUAUGUUUGUUGUCAAUCGAAAUUAAUAAUCAACCUAAUUAAUAAUCAACCUACAAUCGAAAUUCUUUGCUUGAAAAGAAAUAUCAACAAAAUUGUACAUUUUCAGUACCGGGAAAUUGAAAUUUAGUUUAACUUCAUUAAAAAUAGACUAAUGAACGAAUGGCAACUGUGUUUGAAACUAAGUUUAAUAUUUUUUGCUAUUUUUUGCUAUUUUAGGACUAACUUUUUAAACCUACUUCAAAUUUUUGAGACACCCAGUGUGCAGUGACGUUUUAUGUGAUUUUUUGUGUAGCUAUUUAUUCCGAUUGAGUUGCACACGUUUGGGACAAUGGGCUAUUGGGUAUGUCACACCUGGAAAGAACAUUCUUCAAACAAUUCCUCAAAACAAGUCCUUGUUCCAAGCUUUAGUUGAAGGCUACAAAGAAAAAUAGUAAGUUGAUCCCUUUGUUGCCUGUAUUCAAGGGAAGGGUUGUUUGGUGCUACAAGUAAUUGAAGAAAUGAAAGAAUUCUUAAGACAAUAUAUAUUAAAAGAAAACAAGACAAUAUAUAUUAAAAGAGCAUUUGAUAUUUUGCCAGAGAAUAUUAAAAGAUAAUUUAUUUAUUGAACGUUCUCUGACUAAAUAUUUAUUUCUACGAGCUUUCGGCUAUCAGUCUAUAGCCUUCGACGGGUAAUCAUAGGAACCUUAAAACCUUAGACAAGGGAAAUCAUAGGAACCUUAAAACCUUAGAGUCCUGGCACACUGCACUAACAGACGAAGCUGAUAAUAACUCUAAUACGCUUCCAGCACAAUACACAAUACUUUUAAGAAAGGAACUCAAGAAACAUUAAUUAAAUAUUUAUAUUCCUCAUUUGUAACAUAGCAUAUAGAUAGUCUCAUAUUUCAUACCACGUAUUUAAGUUUAGCGUCCUUUAUUGAAUCAUUUGUAUACCUCCGUCGAAGGCUAUAGACUGAUAGCCGAAAGCUCGUAGAAAUAAAUAUUUAGUCAGAGAACGUUCAAUAAAUAAAUUAUGUUUCAACCUGGCUACGCAUCCUCUAUUUUUUCAAUAUUAAAAGAACUGUCUGUAAUCAGCGUUAAAAAGUGUUGUGCAACUGUGUGACUUGAAAUGUUACUGCACAGACAAGGUAUUGUAUUUGGUAAAGCUUUCAUUGUCGACGAGGUUCUCUUCAGAAUAAUUUGCACAAACACGCUGUUAAUCCCUUUAUAUGUUACUGAAGAAUAAUCUAUAUACCAACAAUUGUCGGUGUAGUUGAAUUUUCUAUUCUGCGAAUCUCAAUCAGAAGAUGGCACUUAUGUGAACUUUAUUUCUGCCGGUGUUGAUCAGGUUGCCCAAAAAUGAACCCAGUGGUAUUUUAUAUUUACAGAAGGCCAUUAUCAGUGAUGUAUUUUUAUUACUUGCAUUGGAAACAUGAAAAUUGGUUGUCUGGAAUAAAAUUCAAUUGCCCUGAGGGUCUAGUUUUGCCCUCACAUAUAUUUGAGGCCAAUGUUGCAGUAAGGAUUGAUUAAUCACCAUAAUCUAAUCUUAUAUUUUAUUUAAGUCCCACGUUACAUCACUGCUUAUAUAUCAGUGUUUACAGUACCACAAAUUCAAUUGUUGUGGAUUUGUGACUUUAAAAAAGAAACUUGAUGUGGAUUUGCUAAAACUAUACUUGUGUUAUCCAUAGUUCUAAGGCCUCAUUGUGAUUUACUGAUUGUACUCUGCAGUUAUAUUCACACAUGCUUUCUUGUUUGUAUUUAGCUACUUGUACCCAAAUGGGCAUCGCAACAAUCCUGACCUAAGCCAGGACAUUGUUGAAAAGGCAAAUGAUCAUAUCCAAGUGACUGAGGAACAGUACGAACUGUACUGUGAAAUUGGCACCACAUUCGAGCUCUGUAAGAUAUGUGCUGAAAACGAUAAAGAUAUCCGCAUUGAACCGUGUGGUCACUUAGUUUGCCAAAGCUGUUUAGAACAUUGGCAAGAGAUAGGUGGUGAUGGCUGCCCAUUCUGUCGACAGGAGAUCAAAGAUAUGGAGAAAAUUGUUGUUGAUCCAUUUGUACCUUUUUCCAAAUCUGAAGAAGAUCUGACAAAGUCAUCCUCACUUGAUUGUGAUUCGGAAAAAGAAGAUGUUCUGGAGGUAGGUAAAACAUAGCUUGAAUACUGUAGAGUCUCGAACGUACCCCUCCCCUUCCCAUCUUAACUUUGGUUUUUGGCUGCUGUUGGGGACUGCUAGUUCCGGUCCCCCGAAAUUUUUUAAACACCUCAAAUUUGCCGCUACUUUCGGAAUUAAACGGUACUGGUUCGGGGAUUCUACUGUAAGAUAAAGUAAUCAUUUUUAGUGGAUUUCUUUUUAAUAGAGUGUUAUUGCAAGAAAAAACCGAAAUACCAGAGUAGUAGUUUAACUAGAAGCACUCUUCUCACAUGCGGUAACCAAUGUUGUCAUUCAUUUCUUAUGCAGGACAUAAAUAACUGGGUUCCGUCAAUGAGUAACGAAAGAAGAGAGCGUCUUCGUGUAGAAAUUCCAUCCCAGCCACCUCCUUAUGUCACACCAGAUGAAGAAGACACUGCACCUCCUCCACUUCCUGCUCGCAAGAACCAUGCCCAUCUUUCAGGACAUCUACAGUCACCAACAUCACCAGUUCUCUUCCCAAGAUCUCCACGGACAUCUCCUCGACCUUCUCCCAGAAGUUCACCUAUGGUUUCCCCAAAUCUAUCGCCUGAGAAUUCCCCCCACCCUUCCCCCCGUCUCCCCAGACAUCGUCAUGAACCAAUUGAUAUUCUGCCCGACAAUGAUGACAUCCCACCAAAGUUACCUGCGAGAACAAAGAAAGCACGAAGUGAAGAUCACUUGAAUAGCCACUUUGAUGCCGCAGCUCAUCCCAUGGACCCUGAGGAAGCACGUGGCCGAUUUCCCUAUGCAGGAAUUGACCAUGCUUGCAAUAAACGAACAGUACCGAUUGAAAAUUCAGCAAAAACGACUUAUGCUGACCUUGCAUUCCCCAAACAAGAUAAGGAUAUCGAAGUCAGUCGUAGGCAUCCGCCUAUUGGUCCACGCCUCAGUUUAAACGACAAGGAAAUUGCUGAUUUCAACACAACAGGACCAAACCACACUUCAUUCGAUGAUGUCGAUAAUAACUUUGCUAACAAUGACUUUUGUGUUCACGACGAUCCAUUUGAAGGUGCUAAUCCAUUUGUUGAAGACAAAUCUCAACAGCAGAAGGGUAACAGUUUACCUAGAGAUCAGUUUUUACGUCCUAGGUCUCCCCGUAGUAACUUGACUCAGACAUCAAAAUCUUUGGAAAACCUUACAGUCGACAGCACCAGCGAGUAUUCAGAGAAUGAAAAUGAUUAUACCGUACCCACUGGUGGCAACCCUGCUAUACUUCCCAGGUGUUUUAGUAAUCCUACAUAUGUUAGUAACUUUGAUUUUGUUAACUCCACAAAACCUGAGCUAUCAAGCACCUUCCCCCCACGACACAACCCCUCUGGAAGUGACGGGGAACAGUCAAUGGAGUUUAAUGAAGAAGAUUUUCAGAUUUUAAUGGGUCAAGGCUAUACCCGAGAAGAAAUUAAGAAAGCUUUAAUAAUCGCCGAAAAUAAUUUUGCAAUGGCACGCAAAAUACUCCGUAGCUACCACGGCACGAGACCACAUCAGGAAGAAUGAAGACUGAUAUGGAAUUACCAUAGUUAAUAGAAAAUAUACAUGGUUUUGAAAGGCACACAAAGGUGUUCUAUGUUUUUGUCUACAUUUAUGGGGACUUGUGCACUUUCGCAGUGAGUGAACGAAAUGCUUUUUCGUAUGUUAUGAACGAUCGUCCAACAGCAUAAUGUUCAAUUAAAUACUAUCAAACCUGGAUAAAUUAUUUGUGCACCUUCACGUUCUAUUCAACAUUAAAUGAAGUUUGAUUGUAAAGCUUUUUGAAAUUAACCAGUCUUCCUUACCAUGUUUAUUUUCUUUCAACUAUGGGAUAACUCUUGAUUUCCCAAAAGCAAUUUUACGCUAAUGCAAGUAUAUUGUUAUAAAUUAAAUAUUUUUCAUGUAAUGAACCAAAACGUUUCAGUGGAGCCUGCUGGACAUCAGGAUUCAUUGGUUGAAAUUUUUUCCUCACAAUUUUUAUCAUUAUUUAAUAACAUUGACUGCUAAUUGUAGAGAUACGAAGUACUGUAGCUGCAGGUUAUUGCUAUGAUUUUCUCUUCUUAUAAUGCAUGCGUAUUGUGAACCACUCUAAUCAAUAUAUUUGUGUAUAGAUACUUUUCAUUAUUAAGUAGCCAUUAUCGUUUGUUGUUUUUUUUUACUUAA
Messenger RNA from Paramuricea clavata, 15605 nucleotides. NCBI's taxonomy places the organism in Eukaryota, Metazoa, Cnidaria, Anthozoa, Malacalcyonacea, Plexauridae. The record is from the annotation of a GenBank genome assembly.